Oppia nitens is the source of this 1239-nucleotide messenger RNA. RefSeq names its product zinc finger protein 26-like. Lineage: Eukaryota; Metazoa; Arthropoda; Arachnida; Sarcoptiformes; Oppiidae. Gene Ontology annotation, cellular component: nucleus. The record is from RefSeq and is a predicted model, not a curated record. The transcript is spliced from 2 exons. Gene Ontology annotation, molecular function: DNA-binding transcription factor activity, RNA polymerase II-specific; RNA polymerase II cis-regulatory region sequence-specific DNA binding. The annotation marks the transcript as partial. Gene Ontology annotation, biological process: regulation of transcription by RNA polymerase II.
AUGAAAACAAAAASUAUCACCGAAACGGAUCCARUGGUUUACAUAGAAAUCAAUGAUCUGUUCGAUGAAUUGAUUGUCGAAAACAAACGACUCGUCAAUGAGUUGUUGUUUGCAAACAAAUGUUUGACUGAAAUGAAAGAUCACAUGAAUUUGGUUCACAAGAAAUACGAACCGUUUAUAUUCGCAGAAGACAUCAAUAAGUGGCAGACAUUACAACAAUCAGUGGACAUAACUGUUGAGGAAUACAAUCAAAACAAACAACUACUGAGUACUGCAAUGAAAAGUGAUGUAAAUCAAGAUUCAAGAAGUACUGGACGACGAUUAAAGACAUCAAAAUCAAAAUGUAUUACAAAUCAAAUAACAACAACAACUGUCACAACAGCUGAUCCAUCACAACAACAGAAUACGUCUAUAGAAAAUAUUAGUCGACGAUUGCAAUUAAAAUUGAUAGACAAAACAGAUGAUGGUAACGAUAAUGAUGAUCACCAAUCGGAUCAAUCGGAUAAUAUUUUACUACAAUUGUUAAAUCAAAACAAUUUCGAUGAUAAACAACAACUAUAUUUGUGUCCAUUUACUGGAUGUGAUCGCAAAUAUUCUUUGAAAAAUGGUCUAAAACAUCACUUUCAUCUGAUUCACUAUAAACCCGAUUAUAAACCAUUUAUCUGUGAACUGUGCGGACAGGGAUUCAAACGAAAAUUUAUUCUCGAAAAACAUAUUCAUAUACACGAUGUGAACCGGCAGAAGACAUACCAGUGCUCUGAAUGUGAUAAAUCGUUUUACAAAAGCCAUGCACUUAAGGAACACAUGUUGUCUAAACACUCGACGGAAAAGUCAUUUAAAUGUGGUAUCAAUGGCUGUGAAGACAAAUUUCAAUCAGUUUAUCUGCGAACUCUUCAUCGACAAUCUGUCCAUCAAAUGAAGUAUUCGAUGAAGAAAGUCAAAGACAGGUAUUCGUGUCAAUGGCCCGGUUGUGACUAUCGGUGCGCUGGAAGGGAGCGUCUGGCAGAUCAUACACGAGUACACACCGGUGAGCGUCCGUUUGUGUGUCAGUGGCCAGAGUGUGACAAACGAUUUACUACUAAAAAGGAUCUAAAAAAACAUGUGAUUUGUCAUCAAAAUCAGAAACCAUUUGUGUGUCAAUGGCCCGGAUGUGACUAUCGGGGCAAUACUAGUGCCAAUCUGUGGAAUAGUGAUAAUAAUAAUAGUGAUAAUAGUAAUAGUGAUAAUAGUAAUAGUGAU